Messenger RNA from Fusarium odoratissimum NRRL 54006, 2452 nucleotides. RefSeq lists its product as uncharacterized. The record is from RefSeq and is a predicted model, not a curated record. The coding region runs from base 269 to 2389 and encodes 706 amino acids. The transcript is spliced from 3 exons. Lineage: Eukaryota; Fungi; Ascomycota; Sordariomycetes; Hypocreales; Nectriaceae.
CUCAUGACUGACUCAACAGUCCAGUCUUUGAAUAUACAGGCUUGGUAAUCUUGCUAUCCUAGCAGCAUGCUGAACUACGGGAGUAAUUGAUUUGUUUCAUUUCCUUCAUUCGAUGUAACGAGUGUAUUCGGAUGGGUUGAGCCGUGCCUGGUCAAAGCGCAGAGUUGUCCAUGCGUAGGUAGGCCAGAAGCGACGGUACAAAUGAAAUCAACAAUCGUGAGGACAGUUUUCUAUCACUUAUCUCACAAAAGCUCCGCCAGACUUCAAGAUGCAUCGCUACUCGCUUCAAAAGGUAGGUGAGCAGUACGUAUACACUCGCAUUUUCGAAGAGUGGGAAGACUCGGACUAUGAGGAUGGGGGCGAUGAUGAAGAACUUGUCAUCAACCAAGAAAUCGCUCAAUUGAUUGCCUGGAUUGACGAAUUUGAGGAUUCUAUGCCCACUAUGGAGGAAGUUCAAGCGAGAUACCAUGAACUGUUCGGCAAGCACAUCGCAGACAACAGUUCUCACAGAGAGGAUAUCGAGCGUUUCUGGUUACACAGACUAUUGAAUGGCACAGCGAAGAGAGAUGGUGUUCUCAGGCUUCCAGGAUAUGGUCUCCCCUUGAGUUUCGGGAUAGACAACAACAAACGCCAGCCUUUCCUCCUUGGCUUGCAUGCGGAAGAUUGGAAAUCGCGAACACUCAUGAAUCGCGAAGUGUGCAUGCUCAAGUUGGAAGAGGAGAUCACAAACAAGGCGCAUUGGUGGGAGAAAGUCUUGAAUACUGAUAUUGUCUCCAAAUGGAAGCAAGAAGCGCUACAAAUGCCAUGGGCCAGCUAUCAGCACAAUGGUGAUUUUACGAGCAAAAUGGCAGACGUGUGUUUCAAGGAUCUUGCGGUCAAGGCUAAGAUUUACGAACAAACGAAGCUAAUUCCCGUGAUGGAAUCUUCCUCUUGUGUCAUCAAGUCUGACGCGCUUCUUCCCAACGAGUUGACGCAGAGGCUCAGAGCUGCGGCUGCAUUGCUUGAAGACGUUCCCGGGUCCCAACGAGACUGGCAUCCAGGAAGCGACGAGAAGGUUCUGGACCUUGUUCAUCCCUCACUCUGGCCAUUGGUGUUUGGCCGAUCUCGAAUUAUUUCCGACAAACACAUAACGCUAGACAAGUGUCUUGAUCAUUGCGGCUCGGGAAAAGUCAUCCCUGAGCCCAAAACGCCGCAUCUCAGAAUGCCAGAUAGCCUUCGAUCUUUCACCGAAGAUAACGAUAAGAGAGCUCUAUCACUACGAUACCAAUGGCUUCCAUGCGAUGUUGACCUGGCAGGUGGUCGACCACGAAUCAAGAGCUACAUCAACAAUCUUCACCCUGUCCGAUACAAAGCCAUAUAUUCUCUCAUCGAGGAGCUUAUUGCGAGAUCUCUUCCCGCUUGGGAUAUCGUCUGUCGCUCGGCUCGCAAGGAGUUCAGGUUCAAGAGAUUCGGAACCGUUCACGAAAUCAAAUGGACGUGUAACGUGCCCGAGAUCUGUGCGAAGAUGCAUGGCUGCUAUCAGAGUAAUAGGCCGCUCGCAGACGGCGAGGAUUAUGACAGUGGUUCGGAAACUAGUUCUGUCUUUGAAGAGGGCAAGCGGUUGAACUGGAAAUGGUGGUCGGAAACUCACAAGAUUAACUGCCCAGAACCCUUGGAGGAUGCAAGAUACCCCCUCGAUGCAUCCCACUUCCAAAGUGAAGAAUUCUUCAAUAAGGUCUCACAGAUCCAAGUCAUUGUUAAGAUGGCAAACAUACAUCUGACUCCCGAGAAACCCACGUAUGAUGGUGGCUCGUGGCACGUUGAAGGGCAACUCAACGAACAUAUCUGCGCCACGGCGCUGUUCUACUAUGACAGCGAUAAUAUCACCGAGUCUCGUCUUUCCUUCCGUACUCAGGCGGAUAGGGAUAACCUUAGAGAUAGGCUCAGUUACUCUCAGGGAGACCACGAUGGUAUUGAAGCGAUCUUUGCUAUUAAAGCUAAAGGGGAUAAGAUGCAGAAUCUCGGGAGUGUCGUGACACGAGAAGGCCGAGCCUUGUUUUUCCCUAAUAUCUAUCAACAUCGAGUUGAACCUUUUGAGUUGGCUGACCAGACUCGUCCUGGGUAUCGCAAGAUUGUCGCUCUGUUUCUUGUUGACCCAAUCGUCCCGAUUAUCUCGACAGGCAAUGUGCCCCCACAGCAAAAGCAUUGGUGGAAGGAUAAGCUCAGGGAGGCAGAACCGCUCAAUAGCCUUCCUAGUGAAAUCAGGGAUGCAAUAACUCAAAAGGUGGACUAUCCAUAUGGAAUAGAUGAAGCAAGACGGAUUAGAGAAGAUUUGGUAUCAGAGCGAAAGGUUGUAAACAGCGACAGCCUCAGACGACAGGCUCAGAGUUGGAACUUCUGCGAACACUAACAAAACUAAAAGAUAAAUCAGGAUUGCUCAUCCUUAUUUUAUGCUACAUCUCGACUAAAUCCA